Molecule: messenger RNA, 3248 nt
Organism: Homalodisca vitripennis (glassy-winged sharpshooter)
Lineage: Eukaryota; Metazoa; Arthropoda; Insecta; Hemiptera; Cicadellidae
Product: longitudinals lacking protein, isoforms A/B/D/L-like
Exons: 2
Coding region: 2955-3167 (70 amino acids)
Source: RefSeq, a predicted model, not a curated record
UACAUAAGUUUAAUGGCCUGUAAAAGCUGGAUAUGAUUAAUUAAAGUAAUCGAUAUGUGAUGUCCACAGUAACUAAUCGGAUUCAUGUAUUGGAAAUAGAUUUUGUGCGUGAUGAAGAUUUAAUGUUAAACAUCGUUAAAAGCGUAUUAUUGACUAUGGAGGAUUUGAUAGGAAAACAGGUGUUCGGACAUUUGACAUAGGAUAUUGUUGAAUUAAUUGUUUUCUAAAAUGACCAAAAUACGAAUAAAAUAUAAACGUGGAUUUGAGAUAAGUAUAAGUCUGAGUAAUAUUGAGUAAUAUAACACCCACUCCAAUUUGAGAAGGCUCAGUUGCUCAAAUUUUAAAUUGAUUUUUUAGAUUAAACGACCUCAAUUUUAAAUCGGCCACUAAUUUGAAUAAGUAUAGAAAAAGUACAGAAAUAUUGUAACUUAUACAUUUGGUUUGCACUAUGGAUUUAUACAGAGAAAUUGUGUAGAUUCUUUCUAUGUUACUGGUUCUUUAGAGGUCACCGUCAUUUAUUCUAAAGGUCGCACGGCAAACCCAAAGGAGUUGAAGUUGUGUAAAUAUGCAACUGUUGUAAACCCAGUUAGUCAUAAUCAAAAUUGGUUGCACAUCCGAUUCUUGUUACUGUACAUAAAGAUGGAUUAUGCGUCCGAUUUGAGGCUUUACGUGACAGAUUUAUAAAUGUCCCUAGUAUCAAACGUUACAUUAUGUUUCACUGUUGUGGAUUGUCCUAGGUCUACACAGCGACUGGUUGACGGCCUCUUACGCACCGUCUGCAAAAUAUCGACUAAGAGCUACAGUUCAUUACUGUACCCUUCACUAGGAUUACCAAAGAAAAUGAAGUUAUACACCAAAUCUGCACCCUACUUUAAUCGCCUUCAUGGUAGCACUUACCAACAAUUUCGGCAUAACUUUUUCGAACAUGACCCGCAGAUCCUUAAACCACCCCCGAUCAAAAUGUUUGAUAUAUGUAUGCCACAUAAUGCGGCUUGUGGAAACGGCAACUCAUCAUAUCAGUCAUUCAAACUUUAGGUAUAUACACAACUCCGUUAUUUUUAAAGCUUCUCUUGGAACAAAAUAAAACAAUAUAAAAAAUGUUCUGGAAUAGGUAAAAGAUUUGCUAAACUUUUUGGUAUAAACAAUUUGUUAUCUCGAAAUAUUUUUUGAGAAUUUGAGUACACGUGAAUCACAUGAGUUUAAAUUAAUAAUACUUCAGGUGUCAUAACAUCUACCUACCUUUUCUGACCGUUUGUAUUCAGAACUGACAAAUUAACAGAGGUUGCGUUGAUGUUACAAACAUUUAAUGCACUGUACUAAACUAGGUUUAAUAAUUCUUUUUAAUUAAAAAUUCCUUAUAGUGAUCACAUGUGUUCAAUUAAUUUUUAUGUCAAACUCAGAGCUGACAACUAAGUUAUGAAUUACUUUUCGUUUCUUAUCAUGAUGUUUUAAUGGAAAACCCUUUGCUCAGGUACCCUUGUUAAAAAGAAGAAGUGCAGGUUUAUAAUCGAGGCUCAUAGCUCACUUUAAUAAUUGUGUUCUCCUGUUGUUUUUUCCUCCUAUAGAUUAAUUUUCAUCAGUUAUAAAGAUGUAUGCUUGUUUUAUAAAACAUUGAAAUUGCUAAAAUUUAUUCGAAAUAACCAGGUCUAUGAAUAAAAAAACGAUGUUUAUCAUUACAAUUAACUGCUAGGCUUGACUGGUUAACAUGAAAAAAUAUUAUAAUGGAGCUUGAGUUUUGCCUUAAAUCUCUACGAAUUGUCUCAAGUUCGGGUGAAACAGAUGGAAUAACAUUACAGAUUGAACAAUACAUUUUCUUGAAGUAGAAGUACACAUUGCAAUAGUUGUUUAUUUACAGCGUAAGAGUAAAACGUCAAUGACUUGCACGUUACAUCAGCCUAACUAUUGCCCUAUUUUUCUGUCAGGCACAUUCUACAAUUCCGGCCAAACAACAUUUGACUGCGUCACUUGUAAUCGCUCCUACAAGUACAAGCGGGACCUUACAAGACAUCUUCGCUACGAGUGCGGCAAACCGCCGCAGUUCGCUUGUCCCCACUGUCCGUACAAGGCGAAGAAGAACAGCAGUUUAAAGUCUCACAUAGUCUUCAGGCAUAGGAACGUUUUCUCUUAACAACUCAUCGACGUGCUGAUUUCCACAUGGUAUUCUCACCAGUUCAUACAAGGUUUUCGCAUUCAAUUUUUUGUUAUGUAAAUACAGAAAACUACUUUACAACAAAUGUUGAUAUUAUAAUAUUCUAAGUGUAAAUUAUGUCUUAGUUAACUUUUUUACCCUAAUUUUUGUAAUAUUCCUUUUGUCACAAGUUUAUAUCCUAUUUUUUUUAUUUGUAUGGAAUCACGUUUCAAAUUAUAUAUUCAAACCACAAAAUAGUUUUCUUUAAAUCUUUUUUUACAAUAUUUUACUGUAUAAAAAGAGUUCACAACAGUAGAAUAUCAACAAUACAUAUUAUUUUACAAAUUUUGACAGUUUGACGUAAAGAAUAGAGGAAUGUUCCAAAGAAACAAUAAAGUGUUAUCAGUUAAAAUUAAAUAAUUUAACAAAUAUUUACGAGUUACAAAUAUUUGUAUGCAUAUUCACGAUAUUUAUUUUUUGAGAUUCCAUCAUAUGUUCUGCAGCAUUAAUAGAAUCUUUCUUUUCUGUAUUGGCAGGUGUACAACUGUACGACGAGUUGCAGCGAUACAUUAUGUGCAACUACAACUGAUUGUUGCUAUUCAUUGAUUUGUAGGCAGUGUUCGAUACUGUUGUCCGAGAUGUUGCCGAACAUACAAGAACAAGCGAGACUUGUGCCGUCACCAGAGGCUCGAGUGCGGCAAACAGCCGAGGAUGUGCUGUCCUCUGUGCGAGUACAAGUGUAAACGUAGGGAUAAUCUGAAGACACACAUCUACCUCAAGCACAGAUGAGUGCACUGACAGUUCCCAAUGUCAUUUUUGUGAUCGCAUGCCAGACUGUAGACCCACAUUCAUGUGUGGCUUGUGCGGGCGAAAGUACUUUCACAAGAAGCAUCUGAACCGCCACCAGCGCUACGAGUGCGGCAAGGACCCCCAGUUCGCUUGUCCCUACUGUCCCUACCGGGCCAAACAGAAGAUCUGCAUCAAGGCGCAUCUUCGCCGCAAACACCCGAUGUUCUUCGAGACCACAUACUCGGGAUAGGUUGAACGUUACACUCGUCGUGAUAUGUGUUGUGUCCUUCCAUAGUCUGUGUUGGAAAUAAAUGUUAUAUUCUAUGUUGUA